AUGGAAGACAAACCUCAGUCAUCAGAUUUACCAAUAUAUUCUUAUUAUCGUUCACAAACUCCGAGCGAAAGCUCCGUCGCAAGUUAUUAUAAUUCAACAGAAAUAUUCAACGCCAUCAUCCAGAACAAUGUAGGUCGCUUUAGAUCGUUACUAGAAGAAUCCAAUAUCGAAAUAAACCUGUUGAGAGAUGAAAAUGGCAUGUCACCGUUGAUGGUUGCCGCUUCCAAAAAUUGUCCAACUGUAGUCAGAUAUUUGAUGACUCUUGAAAAUCUUGACAUUGACUUGAAAGACAAUGACGGUGAGUCUGCCCUCUUUCAAGCUGCCUCGUCAGGAAACGUUGAGAUCGCAGAAAUUCUAAUUGGUUCUGGAGCAUUAGUCGAUUCCGAAAACAAGGGAGAACGUUCGACUCCUUUAAUCGUAGCUGCAUCUAAAGGCUAUGCAGGUGUAUGCCGCUUACUACUUGACCAUGGCAGAGCAAAUGUCAAUCAUCAAAACAGUGCACAAAGGACUGCGUUAGCACUCGCCGCAUACGGUGGCCAUUAUGCAGUCGUAGAGAUAUUGCUAUCGAGAGGAGCAGAUGUAAACAUAAUCGAUCAGGAAGGAUGGACAGCCCUCAUGCUCGCGGCCUUUGGAGGCUGGCCAGAAAUAUGUUACCUUUUGUUGGAAAAUAACGCAGACAAGCACAUAUCUACAAAAAAUGGCAAAAACGCAGUAUCAGUCGCUCUCGAUGCUGGCCGCAAAGAAGCAGCGUUGUUAAUAAAUGAUUACGUUCCAGAGCAGCCUUUAUCUCCUCUCUCUCCACAAUCACCAUGUUCACCAGCCGUUCCACCACAAUCAGCGUUCAUGCCCCCGGUCUCGCCGACAUCCCCACGUUUUCGUCGUUAUAGUAGGCAAACACAGUUCUUGGCCUCGAAUGUGCGUGCGCUAACGCUACAAAAGACAAAGUCUGACGUGUACCGACCACCAAGUCCCAAGGCUGAAGCAACAGCAGCAGAAGCAACAGAAGCAGCAACAGAAGCAGCAGCAGAAGCAGCAGCAACGAACGCACGACGGAUUGCAAUAAGACCGAAAAUACCUCGUGAGCCCAAACGCAGAAAGCCUGGCCAAGAUCCCAACUCACCUUGGGUCAUAUUCUCGUUGGUCGUCACCAGUUGCAUAUGUAAUUCAUGUCUACUUUCCGUUGGCAAGAUGAGUAAUCCAAAAGUUCGCCAGGCUUGGAGAGAAAAAGUUGCGUUGGUCUUCCUCAUAUUAGUGGCCUCGAUGAUCUCGGCGUUCCUGAGUUUCGCUCUAACGCCCAUCGCAUGCAACGAUAAAAAGACAGUGCACCAAUCGGAUGUUGUACGGCUAUUUGGACCCAAUUCACCUGGAACAAAGGCACACAUAGUACGCGGUCAGUUGUUCAACACGGGAACCUACUUUUCGAACGAGAGACAUCGACCGAUCGCUCCGUUUACCGAUGCCGACUUGAAUUCGACGAUAACGCCACUGUUUGGACAUGACAUUUCUGGAUUCUUUCCCCUGGAUUACAAGUCCAUCGGAUGCAGUCGUGCUCCCGUAAACGAUGGAUCAAUCUGCACACAAGCCGCUGCAGCGGGUAACACGAAACUCCAUUGCCACGUCUCGCAGACAUCACGAAACGAGCUCGAAAGCCUGUCCAUGAAAGUGUUUGUCGGAUUCAAUUGGGACGAUGUAACAGAAGGGGACCGUGACCUGUUUGCCUUCAACGGAGACGUCUAUGACGUGACGGAUUACUUGAACUCGACCAAUACGAAUCACUGGCUUGGCGACGAUGCGGUCACGGAAUGGAUCAGAGAUCUCGUCGGUCGAGAUGCGACGAUGGAUAUCGCACGCGAAAAUACAAACCUUGCCAAGUGUUUGCAACAUUUCAGAGUCGGUGUGAUUGAUGAUGGAACGUCCGCAAGCUGUUUCAUCGCCAGCGCGAUUUUGAGGAUGGUAACGAUUCUAUUCCUUGGCGCAACAUCGAUUAAAUUUGCCUUUGCCAGUUUGUUUGACUGGUACUUGGCGAAAAAAUUGUCCAUAAAACCUGACAUAAACGUUGCCAAUAACCAUAUCAUGAUGUUGGUCACUUGUUAUUCCGAAGGCGAAACCUCGAUAAGAUCUACUCUGGAUUCCUUGGCAAAUACGACGUAUCCCAACGACCACAAGCUAUUGUUCCUUAUCGCAGAUGGUGAUAUCACUGGCUCGGAAAACGACAGAUCGACGCCGCAGAUAUGCAAAGACUUGCUCGAGCCUCAGUUCCCAGGUGCUCCCGAGCCUGAGCCAUUAUCUUACAUUGCGACCGGCGACGAUAUCAAGCAGCAUAAUAUGGCACAAGUGUACACUGGUUAUUACAACGCCGGUGGUAAUCGGGUGCCAAUGGUUUUGAUUAUCAAAUGCGGUACUCCCGAGGAGCGUCAAGGUCCAAAGCCGGGAAAUCGUGGUAAACGCGACUCUCAAUUGAUCUUGAUGAGAUGGCUUCGUCACAUUUGUUUCAACGAUGACAUGUGUCCAUUGGAAUACGAACUGUUCGAAAGAGUGCACAAGUUGACUGGUGUGACGCCUGACAAGUAUGAAAUGAUAUUGAUGGUUGACGCUGACACGGUUGUAAAGCCGGAUAGUGCUAGUCAUCUGGUGGCGGCUAUGGAGAGCGAUCCUACGAUCCUCGGAAUGAGCGGUGAGACGAAAGUGGCGAACAAGACUGAAAGUUGGGUUACCAUGAUUCAGGUGUUUGAAUAUUACAUCUCUCACCAUCUUGGAAAGUCAUUCGAGUCCGUCUUUGGUGGAGUUACUUGCUUACCGGGAUGUUUCUGUAUGUACCGAAUCAAAGCACCGAAAAGCGAUGGCUAUUUCGUACCGAUUCUUGCAAACCCCGACAUUGUCGAUGCGUACGCGUCAAACGAUCUAGAAUCUUUACACCGCAAGAAUUUGUUAAUUCUUGGUGAAGAUCGUUUCCUGACAACGUUAAUGUUACAGACCUUCCCCAAACGCAAAAUCAUCUACGAGCCCAAAGCCAUCUGCAAGACGGUCGUACCGGAUAAAUUCAGCGUUUUGCUCUCUCAAAGACGGCGUUGGAUCAACUCGACCAUUCACAGUCUUAUGGAACUUGUCAUUACGCCUUACCUGUGUGGAUUCGCCUGCUGCUCUAUGCAAUUCUUUUUGCUUUUGGACCUGUUUGGAUCUGCCGUGACGCCCUUCUCUGUACUGGUCGCAUUAUAUUUGAUAAUUGUGGGCGUAUUGGGACAGAACGUCAGUGCGCAGUUAGAGUUUCUUGGAGUAGUAUUACUCUUACCGUCAUUAUUGCUUGUGGUUUCUUCACGCAAGGCCUCGAACAUCUUGUGGAUGAUGGCAUAUAUCUUGGCUUUUCCGAUCUGGAAUUUCGUUCUCCCGGUCUAUGCAUACUGGCACUUUGAUGAUUUCUCAUGGGGUGCUACUCGUAAGAUUUCGGGAGUUGACAAUGGUCACGGAGAUGGAGAUACAGAAAAAAUAGAAGCUAAACCAGUGCCGAUGAAGAAAUGGCACGAAUGGAAGAUGCAGGAAAAAACGCGAACGUUGCUAAAGCAUUAUUCAGGUUUUGUAUCAACAAAAGCCGCGUCUAUGCCCAAGAAGGCUCCGUCACCGGGCAUUGCAAAAUCAAAUAGUUUACGGACGCUUAGGAGAAACAAGGACAACGACGACAAUAAUAAUACACGACGAGCAACUCGCAGUACUUUGUGCUAA
Paraglomus occultum is the source of this 3717-nucleotide messenger RNA. NCBI's taxonomy places the organism in Eukaryota, Fungi, Glomeromycota, Glomeromycetes, Paraglomerales, Paraglomeraceae. The record is from the annotation of a GenBank genome assembly.